Molecule: messenger RNA, 1457 nt
Organism: Liolophura sinensis
Lineage: Eukaryota; Metazoa; Mollusca; Polyplacophora; Chitonida; Chitonidae
Product: multiple epidermal growth factor-like domains protein 10
Exons: 7
Coding region: 378-1457 (359 amino acids)
Source: RefSeq, a predicted model, not a curated record
UACAGACUGUGUCCCUUUAUGUAAUUUUAGUAUCUGCUAUUCUGCCUAUUGUGGAUCUACGCUUUGCGUGACGACAUAAAUACAACAUACGACGACACAAAAGUGAACACAAAGAUAUCAGGGCAUGCUUUUGUGAAAUUCCGCACACGUAUAUACGUGAUAUAUUUCAGAUGGACUUGUUUUCGUAGUGAAUGAAUCUGCAAAUUUCGAUUGGAUUUUCCUAAAUUACAACUGGAUAGAACUUGUAUAUGUGAAGAUAAUAACUUUUAGAAGCAUUUUAUGUUUCGUGAGAACAACUUUAUGGUGGGAAAUCCUCUCGAGAUAGAGAUGAACAACUUUUUGUAAUCUGAGGCGGUUUACGAAGAUUCCUGGUAGACAUGGGGAAACAUAAUCCACAGAUCAGCAAAGUGUUUCUCGUGAUGAUAUACAUAACAUUAGUUUUCGGGCAGCUAUGCAAGAAUUGUCAGAGUGGAUGUGAUCAAGAGACAGGUGAAUGUUCCGGAAACUGUAGUCUUGGUUGGGAUGGUCCCAUCUGCUCCAGAGAGAAUGUGGCAUUGAACAGAAACACCACACAAUCAUCGACCUAUAGCCCAUACAUAUCUGAGCUCGCCGUGGACGGUGGGACAGAACAUUUGUUGUUCAAGACACCACAUACAUGUACUCACACACGAGAGAGAGUAGGCCUACAAUCCGCGUACUGGACGGUGACACUGGACACACAGUACAACAUCUACAGCUUCAGGAUCUAUAACAGAAAAGAAAGCUGUGGCGGCGGACCAUGCGGUAACCGUCUUAAUGGUUUUACCCUGUCCGUGGGAAACUCCUCUCGGAAUUACACAGUGUGUUACCAGGACACCACCAGGGCUAUUUACGGUCCAGGGGACGUUAUUAAUGGAUCUUGUAACGCCAGCAGCCCGAUAUUAGGAGACACAGUGAAGAUUAUGAUCAACAAUUCCCAGACGCUUACCCUUUGUGAAGUGCAGAUAUUCGUGUGCACGCCCGGGACAUACGGACCAGACUGUGGGAAGAGAUGUGGGAACUGUGCCGAGAGACCGUCCGUCUGUGACACAACAUCCGGGCUCUGUCCACAGAGAACACCAAGGUGCAUGCCGGGAUACCGCCCUGAGAAAUGUGAUGAAGUCUGCAGCUUAGGGAACUACGGACCUGAUUGUGCCACGAGAUGUGGACAUUGUGCGGAUGACCAAUUAUCUUGUGACACUGUAUCCGGAACGUGUGCCGACACAAAGCCCAGAUGCAUGCCGGGAUAUUCUGGUCUAAAGUGUGAUAUAGGCACUUUAUCUGUUAGCUGUGCUGGACGCAUACCUAAGGCACUGACGCUGUUGGUAUCUAUCACAGAAGAUGUGGGAACUGUGCCAAAGGCCGAUCUGUUUGUGACGCUAAAUCCGGGAACUGCCCAGAGGGAACACCCAGGUGCAUGCUGGGAUACACUGGUGUAA